Megalops cyprinoides (Indo-Pacific tarpon) is the source of this 1865-nucleotide messenger RNA. RefSeq names its product WW domain binding protein 2 (gene wbp2). The transcript has 8 exons. The record is from RefSeq and is a predicted model, not a curated record. Gene Ontology annotation, cellular component: nucleus. Gene Ontology annotation, molecular function: transcription coactivator activity; chromatin DNA binding. NCBI's taxonomy places the organism in Eukaryota, Metazoa, Chordata, Actinopteri, Elopiformes, Megalopidae. The coding region runs from base 140 to 928 and encodes 262 amino acids. Gene Ontology annotation, biological process: positive regulation of DNA-templated transcription.
GCCCGGAAGUGCAGGUGCGUCUGAACCGAGGAAGUGACACAUAACUUAAGAAAAGGACUGACUCGGGUAUUAGUUGCGUCUGAGGUAACGUUAGUCAACAGCUCUGAUAUUACAGAUACAAAAACUCGGAGACGACGCCAUGGCGCUCAACAAGAAUAAUUCUGAAUCAGGAGGUGUCAUCAUCAACAACAGCGAGAGUGUCCUGAUGUCAUAUGAAAAUGUGGAGCUAGUCUUCAAUGAUGCAGACAGCCUUCCAGAGCCCUUCAGGAAGAGUAAGAAGGGCAGCGUCUACCUGACCCCAUACCGGCUUAUCUUUCUGGCCAAGGGUCGGGAUGCACUGCAGUCCUUCAUGAUGCCUUUCUAUUUGAUGAAAAACUGUGAGGUGAAGCAGCCUGUGCUGGGAGCCAACUACGUCAAGGGCACAGUGAGCGCGGAGCCUGGGGGUGGCUGGGAGGGUUCUGCUACCUUCAAGUUGGUCUUCGCCUCUGGGGGCGCCAUUGAGUUUGGUCAGUACAUGUUGCAAGUCGCAGCGCAAGCGUCCAGAGGGCAGCCUGUGACUGCUGGUUUUGGUUGCCCUUACAUGGCCAAUGGAGCUUAUGCUUAUUCCCCUCCACCUCCUGCUAAUGGGAUGUACCCAGCUGGACCCCCACCAGGCUACUCCUACCCUACACCCCCACCGCCAGGCGGGUUCUACGCGGCCCCUCCCGCUUUUGACAGCUCAGCAGCCUACAUGCCCCCACCUCCUUACUCUGGACCCCUGGGACAGGCCCCUCAUGACCCUGACCUGCCCAGGAGCGCAGCAGCGGAGGCAAAGGCUGCAGAGGCAGCAGCCAGUGCAAGUUGUGCUGCAGCCCCUCCGUCUCAUGUCUACCUGCCGGAGGACAAACCACCACCGUACUCUCCUCCUGAAGACAAGAAGACCCAGUAGAGACCCUGGAUCACAGCUUCCUCCAGUCAUGGCCUGUACCUCCCUCCUGUUUGUCCUUCCUCUCUUACCUGGCUGUUUUGUGUUACCUGGCUGUCAGGUGUUCUGUAUGAUCCCUGUCCUUGGCUGUCUCUCACACCCUUUCUCAGCACCCUUGCCAUCUACAGUCAUUCUAUCGCUGUAUGUGUUCACCACCAUCUACCAGCAACCGAACACAGAGGAGGCAGGAUGCUGAUCAGUGCAGGUUUGAAACUCCAGUAUUUUCAGCAUCACCGUAGUGGAUGUUUUGUGUUUGGCUUUUGAACCAAAGGUAUUAGGGUAGUUUAGACAGCAGAGAAAACGCAGAGAUCAUUCUGCCGUUUUUGGAAGGAUGUGAAUUUAGUAAUGGAAGUGAUUAUGUACAAGUAUACCUUUGCUAAACGCAUAUAGUAGUUGAUGAGUGAGUGAUGCUACUGCAUAUUAUUAUCAUUGACUGAAGGAGUCAUACAAAAUAAAAAUUUAUAUUCUACCCAGUUUUAGCGUACAGGGCUUCCCAAGACUAUUUUGUUUGUGAAGAUAAGUUCUUCCUAUCUCAAAAAGAGAAGGGAAAAGAGAUGGGGAUGACAGACUGAGUACACUUUAAGACAGCAGGCCAGCACAUGAGGUACAGAAAGGGACCAGAAAUGAAUGGGAAUCACUCUUGCUUUCUUACCACCUGUUUUCCAAUGACUUUCCAAGUGGACAGUGUAGGGAAUAGCACACUGUUUUGUGAGAAUGUGAAUGUAAAGUACUUCCUCUUUGAAGGCGGUGCACAUAUGCCCCAUGCAUAAUUACUCAUAUCUUUCUUGUAACCUGUAAAGAAUUUUGUUCAUCACACUACAUUUUACCAGCUCCAGAUACACACACGCUCACCUUCCCGGUCAGUUCUCUUGGCCUGAAGCAAAUUUUCCUUGUCUGCAGU